AAUUUAGCGGUUUGCCACCUUGAGUCCUUGACGGAAUUCUACGCCCUUGGCUGGUGCAGUGACCAACUUCCCUGUUCCAGAGCAAGCCAGUCCCUCGAGUCUCAACGAUUCACAAUACUAUGGUACGGUACAGUCCCAGUGUCAUGGUAUCCAGCCUCCAGGUUGCCAGUUUAUUGCCAGACUCACAGUCCGGGCUUGCAUUGCAGUCCGGACACGAGAAAACCAAGCCGCUAGACAUGAGUUUGGGUACCGUUCCAGAGAGGGGGAUAUGCACGAACCGUCGUUUACCUUUUUUAAAUUAUGGCGUUGCACCAUCCGGGGGUGGCGGAAUUCAUCAAGAUUCUAGCAGGGAAACCAGCUGGUAGAUUCUCGAACAAUUCCGUCAACCCCGAAGUGCCCUGUGCCUUGAUCUGGCCUCAGUGUCUGUGAUCUUGCCUCAGUGCCUGUGAUCAUUUG
Eremomyces bilateralis CBS 781.70 is the source of this 456-nucleotide messenger RNA. RefSeq lists its product as uncharacterized. The coding region runs from base 120 to 365 and encodes 81 amino acids. The record is from RefSeq and is a predicted model, not a curated record. NCBI's taxonomy places the organism in Eukaryota, Fungi, Ascomycota, Dothideomycetes, Eremomycetales, Eremomycetaceae. The transcript has a single exon.